Messenger RNA from Acanthosepion pharaonis, 900 nucleotides. Lineage: Eukaryota; Metazoa; Mollusca; Cephalopoda; Sepiida; Sepiidae. The record is from the annotation of a GenBank genome assembly.
AUGGCUGAAUGGAAAGAACAACUUCAGAGACGUCAUCAAAAAAGUUUCAAACAAAAAUGGAAUGAAAAUGAUUCAAGAUUGAACACAGAAGAUAAGAAGAGUCAGUCUGAAAUUGGGUCCACUUCUUGGCAGAAAUAUGUUUCCUAUAGGAAAGACAUUACAAAGUCACCAAAUGCUGAAUUUUUGCCAAGACUUUUGAUGACUCCUCCAGCUGUUCACAUGGACAAAAUUCUCUGGAAGCUUCUCUGUGAUGAAGUGCUUGCUGACAUGAUCCCUCGUUUGGUACGAAACACACUGAGGGAAGUGUGUGAAGAAUAUUUGGAAACUGAGGUCAUCUUGUCUGUUAUUGCUGAUUUCACAGCUGAGAUCAUUUUGGAACAAGAUGGCUACACUUUGGUUAAUGAAGUAUUGAAUGAAUUGUAUGAAGAAUGUUUUCUGGUUGACAAAAUUCUGAAUCCUGUUAUGUCAGAUUUGUUGCAUGAAAUUGCAGCUGACACAAUAGAAAUAGAAAUGGAACAACAAUUCUUUCAAGACUCAAAAGAGGUCAAUCGUGUGACCCAACAGAAUUUAUUGGAUUCUUUCUUGUUUGAGGAAUUAUUGAACCUUUGGGCUCAACAGGGACGCCUUUGGACAGAGACUGAAGAACAAAAUAGAAUUCUUGAUGGUUUUAUUAUGGAUGCAUUACUGAAUCAACUUGACAAGUUUCAAGAAGCAAAAACUUUAUUGCAUGGAUGUGUUCCUUUCAAUAAGUUACAUCAACGAAUAGUUACAGAUAUUAGUUUAAAUGUGUUACUGGAGCGGUUAUCAAAUUCGCUAAUGGAAGACGAAAGAGAACUGGAUAAUUUUGAACAAGAACACAAAGCAAUUCAAUCUACACAGGAAACACUGAUACUAGAUUAA